This is a messenger RNA of Leptosomus discolor (cuckoo roller), 774 nucleotides long. It is a transcript of the gene ZCCHC9, whose product is annotated as zinc finger CCHC-type containing 9. Lineage: Eukaryota; Metazoa; Chordata; Aves; Leptosomiformes; Leptosomidae. The record is from RefSeq and is a predicted model, not a curated record. Gene Ontology annotation, cellular component: nucleolus. Gene Ontology annotation, molecular function: nucleic acid binding; zinc ion binding.
AUGACCCGGUGGGCUCGCCGAAACGGCGCUCCCGGCGAAAAGGCACUGGAUGCGACCCCCUGGGAGGAGAUGGUGAGCGGCUCCGAGGGGCGGGAGGGCUGCUCGGGCGCUCCACCGCUGAAGAAGGAGCAAGAGAAGAGGCAGAAGAAGAACCGAAAGAAAAAGGACUACCUGAACGAAGACGUUAACGGGUUUGCGGCGUACCUGAAGCAGAGCUCGCAGGGCAGGGAGGUGGCCGAAGCAGAGAGCGCCGAGUUGGAGAAGGAGCUGGCGAUAGCCUUGAAGAAGGACAAGCGGCGGGAGGGUAGGAGGCUGAAGAGGCAAGAAAUGAAGAAAAAUGCCAUGGUGUGUUUCCACUGUAGAGAACCUGGCCAUGGUGUUGCUGACUGUCCUGCAGUACUUGAAAGUCAAGAUAUGGGUACAGGAGUCUGUUACCGGUGUGGAUCCACAGAACAUGACAUCAGCAAAUGCAGAGCAAAAAUAGAUCCAGCAGUUGGGGCAUUUCCAUAUGCAAAAUGUUUCAUCUGUGGUGAGAUGGGGCAUCUAUCAAGGUCAUGUCCCGAUAAUCCCAAGGGAUUGUAUGCCGAAGGUGGCAGCUGCAGACUUUGUGGCUCUGUGGAGCACUUCAGGAAAGACUGUCCAGAAAAACAGAAUGCAGAUCAGGUUACGGUUGGGCGAUGGGCCGUUGGAAUGAGUGCAGAUUACGAAGAAAUUACAGAAACACCAAAGCUGCAAAAAACAAAAGUGAAAGUACCCAAAGUUGUUACUUUUUGA